This is a messenger RNA of Coniosporium apollinis CBS 100218, 2058 nucleotides long. RefSeq names its product ATP-binding cassette, subfamily D (ALD), member 2. Bases 1 to 2058 code for a protein of 685 amino acids. Gene Ontology annotation, biological process: peroxisome organization; very long-chain fatty acid catabolic process; long-chain fatty acid import into peroxisome. The transcript is spliced from 3 exons. Gene Ontology annotation, molecular function: ATP hydrolysis activity; ABC-type transporter activity; long-chain fatty acid transmembrane transporter activity. The record is from RefSeq and is a predicted model, not a curated record. Lineage: Eukaryota; Fungi; Ascomycota; Dothideomycetes. Gene Ontology annotation, cellular component: peroxisomal membrane.
AUGGCCGCCCAGUCGAAGCUCUCCCCAACCCGCCAUCUCUCCAGCCAGUCCCUCAAAAGCAUCAUCAACGAGCUCACAUCCCGCUACCUCCAGCACCGUACGCGCAUCUCGCGCGCCAUAUACCUGACCCUCUUCGUCGCGCUCGUCAGCCGCAUCCGCAAUGCCAUCGCUGAGCAGAAAGCCGCCUCGCUGCGGCAAGCCGAGGCGCGCAAGCGGCCUGGUACGGGGGCUACAGAGGGCGAAGCGACGGGCAGGAAGAAGGUGGAGCUGAACCGGGAGUUCUUCAAGAAUCUGCUGAGACUGCUGCGGAUCGUGAUACCGGGGUGGCGGAGCAAGGAGUUGAGGUUGCUGAUUAGCCAUAGCAUCUUCCUGGUGCUCAGGACGCUGAUUAGUUUGUAUGUUGCGGAGCUGGAUGGGCGGCUUGUGAGCAACCUUGUGAGGGGCAAGGGGAGGGAGUUCCUCACGGGGCUGGUGUGGUGGAUGGUUGUUGCUGUGCCGGCGACGUUUACCAACUCUAUGCUCUCCUACCAUCAGUGCAAACUCUCCCUACAGUACCGCACACGCAUCACAAACUACAUCCACAACAAAUACCUCAACCAUAUGACCUUCUACACGCUCUCCGCGCUCGACGACCGUAUAAAGAAUGCCGACCAACUCAUCACAGUCGACGUCGCGAAAUUCUCCAACAGCCUCGCAGAGCUCUACUCCAACAUUGCGAAGCCGAUCCUCGACAUGGUGAUCUAUAACUGGUCAUUGUCUCGCAGCGUCGGCGGAGAGGGCCUCUUCAUGAUGAGUCUGGUUGUGCAGCUGUCCGCGAGCGUCAUGCGCGCGCUGACGCCCCCGUUCGGGAAGUACGUCGCGGAUGAGGCGCGCCUGGAAGGGGAGUUCCGGUUCCAGCAUUCGAGGCUCAUUGAUUAUAGCGAGGAGGUUGCGCUGUAUGCGGGACAUGAGGCGGAGAAGGAUACAUUGGAUAAGGGGUACUUUACUUUGAUCAAGCAUGUUAAUCGCAUACUGAGGCGGCGUUUCUAUCAUGGGAUUAUGGAGGAUUUUGUUAUUAAGUAUUUCUGGGGGGCAUUGGGGUUGAUGCUGUGCAGCGUGCCGGUCUUCUUCAAGGUACCUGGCGCCACUGGGGCAAGCAUGGGCGACCGGACAGAAAGCUUCGUCACAAACAGGCGCAUGCUCCUCAUGUCCUCCGACGCUUUCGGCCGCGUCAUGUUCUCCUACAAAGAGGUCACCGAGCUGGCCGGCUACACCGCGCGCGUUUCCACCCUCCUCGACGUCAUGGACGACAUCCGCGCCGGGCACUUCGAAAAGCGGCUCGUCUCGUCCGCCUCCACUGACGAGAACGCCGCCGUGCUGCGGGGCCGCGGCCAGGUCUCCGAGGGCUCUGACAUCGAGUUCGUCGACGUGCCGAUCGUGUCGCCGAACGGGGAUAUCCUGGUGCGCAAACUCAGCUUCUCGGUGCGGCCUGGGGAGCACCUCCUCAUCGUUGGGCCGAAUGGGUGCGGGAAGUCGAGCCUUUUCAGGAUCUUGGGCGGGCUGUGGCCCGUUUACGGCGGCACGGUCAGAAAGCCGCCGUUCGAGGACAUCUUCUACAUCCCGCAGCGGCCGUACCUGUCGCGUGGGACAUUGCGCCAGCAGAUCAUCUACCCGGACGGCGUGCGCGAGAUGCGGGAUAAGGGCAUUACGGACGCGGAUCUGCACCGCAUACUCUCGGUCGUGGAGAUCGAGAGCAUCGUCGAUCGCCCGGGCGGCUGGGACGCGGAGCAAGAGUGGACGGACGUGCUGUCCGGUGGCUUGCAGCAGCGGGUCGCGAUGGCGCGGCUGUUCUACCACGCGCCGAAGUAUGCGAUCUUGGAUGAGUGCACUAGUAGCGUGACGCUGGAGAUUGAGAGGGUGAUGUACGAUGAGGCGAAGAGGUUGGGGAUUACACUUAUGACGGUCAGUCAUCGGAGGAGUUUGUGGAAGUAUCAUAGUAGGAUUUUGCAGUUUGAUGGACAGGGGAACUAUGUGUUUACGAGAUUGGAUGCGGAGAGGAGGCUGCAGUUGGAAGAGUGA